AUGAAUCCUAUUAUAGGCACGCCUAUAUAUCAAAAUAUCCCUACUCGAGCAAGAUCAAAUCGCUCAAUUGACCCUUUUCUUAAUAAUUCUGCUAAAACCCUGCUAAGUCCAGAGCCUAAAACUACUAUGUUUAUUUCAGAAAAAGAACGUUUUGAGCGAGAUUUUGCAGCUGAAGAACGUAGGAGAAGAGAGCUAGAAAAUCAAAGAAAAAUGGAAGCCUUCAAUAAAAGAAGGGAAAAUGCUAUAAAUAGAGAAAUCAACCGUUGGGAAUCUUUAAAUCAAGAUUAUGCCAAAUCAAUCGAGAAGCUAGAAAUCAGAAGAUCGAAAUGGAAAAAUGGUCAAAAAAAUAACCCAAGCGAAGCUUUUAAUCCAAUUACUUUAGACUACGACCCAACAGACCAAGGAGAGUACUUAAAACGAAAAGAUGAUCUCGCAAAGCAGAGGGCUAUGAUGAGACUGUAUAACUUACUUCAUCUGCGAGCGAGCGAACAAAACCAUUAGAAAAAUCCUAUUUUUUGACCUAAAACCCACCUUCGGUGCAAACAAAAAUUGUUUUAAUAUAAAAAUUUUUAUGAAAAAAUACUUGAUAUAUAAAUAAUAAUUAUUAUAAUGAAAUCUCUAGCUAAUUCUGUUUAGUUUGUAUUUUAAAAAAUAAAUUUUACAAAUCAAUUAAUAUUUGCUUCGAAAAUAAAUUUUUACUAUAAAAUUUAUUUAUAAAUCAUUUAAAAAAAAUUAACCCCAUGAGCGGGCAAAAUAUUUUAUUUGCUCAUAGCGGGAGUUAGAUGCAAAAAGAAACUCAGCCUUUAACAUUUUAAAUGGCGCCCCAAGACAAGGACCUCCUUUACCUAGUUUUUAUUUAUAG
Molecule: messenger RNA, 862 nt
Organism: Blepharisma stoltei
Lineage: Eukaryota; Ciliophora; Heterotrichea; Heterotrichida; Blepharismidae
Source: the annotation of a GenBank genome assembly